GUUGGCAACGGAGGAAAUUUUGACGACCACAAGUUUUGGCGAGUAUGUAACCACCAGUCAGUCACCAUUGAUGGAAGUCGAGGUCUAUCUCCAUGGCGAUGCUUAUCUUCUCCCGCACUCCAACUGUCACAGAUCGCCGCCGCUCCGUUUCACUCACUCCCGUCCGAUCUUCUUCUCCGCCAACCGUCAGAUUUUCCACUCUGAACACCGUUGCAAGUUCCAAUGGGGUAAAAACCACAGGUGCCGCAGUUAUUUGGUACAAAAGCGAUCUUCGUGUUGAUGAUCAUCCAGCUCUAUUUGCAGCUUCUAAACACUCGACGGUUGUUCCGCUGUAUGUCUUCGAUCACCGGAUUCUUCGCGACUUCAAUGAGGAAUUCUUUGAGCUUCUGCUGUUUGCUGUGAAGGAUCUGAGAGAUUCGUUAAAGGAUUUGGGAUCUAAUCUGAUGAUCAGGUUCGGGAAGACGGAAUCUGUUAUUCAAGAUCUUGUAAAAGAGGUUGUUACCUUGAAGUUUGGGUUGGAACAGGUUAGGGCUGCCAAUGUUUACACACAAGAAGAAGUGGAAUAUGACUCGCGGUUGGUGAUUGAUAAAGUUAGAGAAAAUUUAGGAGAUGUGUUUUUUGAAAAAGAUUUUCCUAAAGUAUCGCUAUGGAGUACUCCUUUUUAUGAUAUAAAGAAUAUGAUGGACCUUCCAUUGUCAUAUGACGAGUUUCAACGAUUAAAGCUGCCUGUGCUUUCGCCCCUUUCAGCCCCAAAUUUACCUGGUGUGGUGCCAGAUUUGGAAUGGGGUCCUCUACCGACACUUAAUGAUUUGAAGGAGUUUAUGGAUGAAAGUCCAUACAAGCUAAAAGAUAGCUGGAGUUUGAUCAAGAACACUUCUGCUGAAUAUGUACUGCAGAAUGAUAGGAUUCUUAUGUCAGGUGGUGUGGCUAACAGUCAGGGCAGUUUGAACUCCGUUGCUUCUCAAAUCAAGAAAAAGAAAUUGAAAAAAUCAGCAUUUAUAACAAAACAAGGAAAUUUUGUUGGAGGUGGAACUAGUGAUGUGCUUAAUGCAUUGGCUGCAUAUUUGAAAUAUUUUGAGGGUACCGCACGGGAUGAUUGGCAGGAAUUGCAUGAAAGAUUACGUAAUGCUGAAACCCGUGAAGGAGCUUCAUUUGGUAUCCUUUUUGGACCUGUCCUUCAGCUUGGAGUCGUCUCUAGAAGAAGAGUAUAUAAUGAGGCCAUUAAGUAUGAGAAAGACCGAAAUGGUGGAUUCCUGUCACCCUUUGGUUACUCAUGCUUCACUAUAGCUUCAGUAGCUGAUCAUGUUUGCUCAAGAGAGUGGUAUCAUAUUUUGGCUUCAAGAAGUCAAGUGGAUUCCACCGAAAGAUAUUCUACUCGUUACUGGAGGUGGAAAGGUCAUCUAAUACAGUAUGCUGUUAUGGGUGGUGAAGGUCCUGCUAUCCUUCUUGUACAUGGUUUCGGUGCGUUUUUGGAGCAUUACCGUGACAAUAUUACUGACAUAGUUGAAGGUGGCAACCGGGUUUGGGCCAUCACACUUGUCGGUUUUGGCAGAUCAGAGAAACCAAAUGUUGUAUACACUGAACUUAUGUGGGCUGAGUUACUAAGAAAUUUUAUAAUUGAUGUUGUUGGGGAACCGGUUCAUCUUGUUGGGAACUCGUUUGGAGGCUAUUUUGUAUCUAUUGUUGCUGGCUUGUGGCCUGCUUUAGCUAAGUCUGUGGUGCUCUUAAAUAGUGCUGGCCAUUAUAUUCCAGGAUAUUCUUCUGUACCUCCUUCUAAGGAAAGGAAAACUACAGGGAUUGCAUGGUUAGGUGCCAGGGGACUUUCAUUCUACCUGAGACUGAGCUUUAGGAAUUUAGUAAAGCGUUGCUACCCGACUAAAACAGACCGUGCUGAUAAAGGGCUCCUCAAUGAGAUGGUAAGGGCAUCAUAUGACCCUGGUGUUCUGGUGGUCCUUGAAAGCAUCUUCACUUUUGAUCCUUCAAUCCCUUUGAAUUAUCUACUCAAAGGAUUCAAGAGAAAGGUCCUUAUUAUCCAGGGCAUGAAAGACCCAAUAUCAGAUUCGAAGACCAAAGUAACUGUUGUUAAGAAACACUUUAAAGAAAUUGCAAUUAAGGAGCUAGAUGCAGGCCACUGCCCCCAUGAUGAGCUACCAGAGGAAGUUAACUCCAUCAUCCGCGAAUGGGUGAUCAAUAUUGAAAGUGAGCCCGAGAUUUUGAAACAAACAGCCAAAGAUGGAAGCCGAAUUGCAGCAACCUGAGAAUUGCUCGAGCUUUGCAUUUCUUCUUACCAUGAAACUGGGUAUUUUUUGAACCCGCGCAGUCUGCGUUCCCAACUUAGACAACAUACAAGAUGUACAUAUUUGGAUUCUAUAUUUAGAAAUUUUAACAGUCAGUCCAAGUUCUCCUUUUGUUUUAGUGCCACUCGAAAAUUGCUUGGCUGAUUGAAUACAAACAUGAGCUUUUGUAAUUCCUCUUCAAUAUGAAUCAUAGAAGCUUGACAUUGUUUUCUCCAUCUAAA
Helianthus annuus (common sunflower) is the source of this 2518-nucleotide messenger RNA. RefSeq lists its product as uncharacterized. The record is from RefSeq and is a predicted model, not a curated record. Lineage: Eukaryota; Viridiplantae; Streptophyta; Magnoliopsida; Asterales; Asteraceae. Bases 93 to 2258 code for a protein of 721 amino acids. The transcript has 14 exons.